This is a messenger RNA of Penicillium macrosclerotiorum, 330 nucleotides long. RefSeq lists its product as uncharacterized. The record is from RefSeq and is a predicted model, not a curated record. NCBI's taxonomy places the organism in Eukaryota, Fungi, Ascomycota, Eurotiomycetes, Eurotiales, Aspergillaceae. Bases 1 to 330 code for a protein of 109 amino acids. The transcript has a single exon.
AUGACCAUCCAAGAAACUACCCGGAAGGAGACUGGAAUCUCUGGUGCGGAGACUGCGAAGACAACGUUUAUCGAAGAACAUACGCCCAGCUCAGACAUUCUCGAGCCGCUACUACUUUUGCUUGCUGCUCGUCGUGGAAUCCGUACAGACCCUUUAUUCACGAACCUGACUAUCCCUGAUGACCGGGCUGUCAUGUUUGCUGGGCCAUCGGGGGUAGAAGCUAUCAACCGAUCAUCCUUGGGCACUCGAAUUUUGCGCUUUUGGGGCUAUCGAUCUAAGAAGUGUGUUACACAGCCAGUUUACCAUAAUCAUUUGAUACAGUGCAUUUGA